AUGUUAACGGCUCUAUUUGUAUCGGUAAUCGUAUCACUUAUUGUUACGAGCGUACGAGCAACAGCUUCGGUGUUCAAUAACGCAAUUCAAGAUCAACCAGAAGUAGAAUGUGGACAAGGUACUAUAGCAGUACGAGUGCGAACAACAUCCAAAAAACCAUCGUAUAUCUUUGCCAAAGGUCAUUUUCACAAAGAUGGUUGUCACUUCAAGCAAACCGAUCAUGCAACAUUCCAUUUUGAGCAGUGUGACGUGAAUAGGAAACGUGAAGUAAAUCCACGUGGAAUGGCUUAUUCAUUUACAGUUAUUGUACAACUUCAUCCGUUAUUUAUUACAAAAGUGGAUCGAGCUUAUAAUGUUCGAUGUUUCUAUAUGGAAGAGAAUAAGGAGGUUGAUGCUGAAUUAAAAGUUAGCGAUUUAACCACAUCAAUGCUUGAAUCAGGACAUGCAAUGCCUCAGUGUUCUUAUACGUUACAUCGAGAUUCCCCGAAUGGACCGGUAUUACGAUAUGGUCGAGUAGGUGACAUCGUAUUUCAUGUUUGGGACUGUCCAUCAGAUGUUUAUGCAAUGCUCAUUCAUAGUUGUUAUAUUUUGGAUGGAAAAGGCGGGGAGCAUCAAGUUAUCAAUGAAAAUGGAUGUUCAACAGAUGAUUUUAUCAUUCCACAAUUGACAUAUUCUAAUGAACUUACUCGUAGUUUUGCGGGAGCUAGUGUUGUAAAUCUUCCGGAUCGAGAAUCGAUUUAUUUCAGUUGUCAAGUGAAAUUAUGUUUCAAGAAAGGAGAUUACUGUACCAAUGUGACGCCACCACGUUGCGAUGAUCAAAUUUUCAUUCCAACAAAUUCGAAAAAUGAAGCAAAUCAUAUCGAAGAUGAAUUACAAAAUGACCAACUUCUGUACACAACCACUGGUCCAUUGGCCACAUCGAAUACUGUUCGAAUUGUCCAGGGCACUCUGCCAGAUGUGACAAUUUCUCCGUCAUCCAAGAAUUCAUCUGAGUUCCAAACUUUAUCCACCACUUCACUAUUCACUGAUCAUAUUACUGCUACAGUGAAAUUAUCUGAUGCAAAAUCAUCAGAAAUUUUUUUGGAUGAAAUUCCGAAGCAAAACAAAUUUUCGAAAUUUCGCAUACAACAAAAUGAGAGUAACAAAGAGUUUAGUUACGAUAUAGAAGGUUCGGGUGAAAAUGAAAAUUUGUUAAAUGUAACAAAUGAACGAAGCAUAGCUAUUCCUGAUAUUGUUCUCACUAACGUUGGAAGUUCAACUAAAAUCUUAGAGACAACAAUGAUAACAAUAACGACAACAACAACAACAACAACAGCAACAACAACGCCAACAACAGCGUCAUCAUCAUCAACAACAACAACAACAGCUGCAAUGACAACUUCUGGGAUUGAAAUUAUCAGAGAAAUAAAUUCGACGAGAGGGCGGCGAACAAUUUCUGAAAAUAAUUAUAAUAUUGUUGACUUGGAUGUUGCCACACAACAGCUAAAAAUUCUCGAAGAAGGUUUUGAUUUACCCGAACAAUUAACAAAAUCAAAUUUAAUAAAGGAUCACAAUGAAGAAAAUGUAUGCAUACCAGUGUUAAGCAUGUGGAUUCUAUCAGCAUUUUCAUUAUUGUCAAUAUCAAUAGCUAUUGCAACAAUUAUUUACUCUAAACUUUCUAGUCGAAAGAUGGCAUUAUUUUAUCAUUAUUAG
This is a messenger RNA of Brugia pahangi, 1692 nucleotides long. NCBI's taxonomy places the organism in Eukaryota, Metazoa, Nematoda, Chromadorea, Rhabditida, Onchocercidae. The record is from the annotation of a GenBank genome assembly.